GGAUCCGGAAUAAAGCCGAGUAAGAGAGGGAAAGGCUGAGAACCUGUUUUUCGGCUGCAGAGUUACGGGGCUGUGUCCCGCAACCUCUCCGGGCCUCUCGUGGCGGGGCUGGAAGGCUGUCCUGCGCUGGUAGAGUGUGAAUUUCCCGUGGGAGCUUCUUGUUCCGCUCCCAGUAUUGUUGAAGACAUCUGCACCUUCUGACUGGGAAAAGAUGGUCAACGUUUUGAAAGGAGUGCUUAUAGAAUGUGAUCCUGCUAUGAAACAGUUUCUGCUGUACUUGGAUGAAUCCAAUGCCCUAGGGAAAAAAUUCAUCAUUCAAGAUAUCGAUGACACUCACGUCUUCGUAAUAGCAGAGUUGGUUAAUGUCCUGCAGGAGCGAGUAGGUGAAUUAAUGGACCAAAAUGCUUUUUCUCUUACCCAGAAGUGAAAAUAUUAGAUAUUGGACACUUGGGAAUUACAAGAAUCAAACGUGAAAAGCUAUCCCUAUUCAGUAUCUUAAUUUGACUAUUUCGAGGAUUCCUUAGAAGCAUGUUGUGGGAAAGACUGUGAGAUCAUUUGUUCAGAUAAAACCCCUGAACUGAUUUUGUUGUUUAAAAAAAAAUGCUUACAUUUAGCCGUAAUUUGGUAAUUUGGCUUUUAUUAUCUUUUAUGAAAAUAUAAAUGUUUCUCUUAC
Messenger RNA from Chinchilla lanigera (long-tailed chinchilla), 673 nucleotides. RefSeq names its product general transcription factor IIH, polypeptide 5 (gene Gtf2h5). Gene Ontology annotation, biological process: nucleotide-excision repair, preincision complex assembly; transcription by RNA polymerase II; transcription initiation at RNA polymerase II promoter. Bases 212 to 427 code for a protein of 71 amino acids. The transcript has 3 exons. Gene Ontology annotation, cellular component: transcription factor TFIIH holo complex; transcription factor TFIIH core complex. Lineage: Eukaryota; Metazoa; Chordata; Mammalia; Rodentia; Chinchillidae. The record is from RefSeq and is a predicted model, not a curated record.